Molecule: messenger RNA, 1142 nt
Organism: Aedes aegypti (yellow fever mosquito)
Lineage: Eukaryota; Metazoa; Arthropoda; Insecta; Diptera; Culicidae
Product: circumsporozoite protein
Exons: 3
Coding region: 143-766 (207 amino acids)
Molecular function (GO): structural constituent of cuticle
Source: RefSeq, a predicted model, not a curated record
GACAAGAAUUGAUCCUCCAAAGAUCAGUGUUCGGUACUCAAUUGGAAGUUUAGUGUUAAGCGACAAAAAUCGUUCCGGUAACACCAAAGUCCGAUUGAAGGAUUUAAGUAGUUGAGUGAAGCCCCAAGAAAAACCCACAAACAUGUACUCGAAAAUGAUCGCUGUUCUGGCGUUAGCAGCCGUAGCUAUUGCUGCUCCCCAGCACCAGGAAGCUGCCCGUUUCCCAGCUGGAGUGAACCCCAAUGCCUGCCCUUCGUACCCCAACUGCGACAACGCCGCACUGCAUAACCAAAACCCACCGGCCAAUCAUGCUAACAAUCACUGGAACCCGAACUGGAACGCCCAGCCAGCUGCCCCAGCCUGGAAUGCUCAACCUGCUGCUCCUUCCUGGAACCCACAGCCAGCUGCCCACUCGUGGAACCAACAACCUGCUGCUCCCUCGUGGAACCCACAGCCCGCGGCUCAUUCCUGGAACCAACAGCCCGCUGCUCCAGCAUGGAAUGCUCAGCCACAGCCCCACUGGAAUUCCUUCCCAGCUGUCACUGGCCCAGCUAACAACCACCUUGCCGCCGCUCCAGCACCAUCUGCCGGCGGUGACAAGUAUCCAGCUGGAGUGAACCCUCAGACUUGCCCCAACUACCCCUUCUGUGAUCACGCUGCCACUGCUGGAGCCCCACAGGUUGCUCCCCUGCCAGGAUAUACCGAGCGCCUGUACCCAGCCGGAGUGUCCCCCCACAGCUGCCCGAACUUCCCAUACUGCAACUAAGCACCUGUGAUAAAUACCAUCCUGACCUCAACCGAGCCAGCCAAUCUUACAGACCCUUCGUCAGACUUGAUUUCGCCUUUAUGUGUCUAACGUUCUGCUAACCUUCAUGCUUUAAUGCUCUACAUACCCCCAUUUCCGAAUACUCAACUAACCAAACUCAUUGUGGGGUUAUUGGAAGAAAAAAAAAUCAUCAACAAAACACUGCCAUGUUUGUUUCGUGUACAUAUAAUGUUUCAUGAUUAGUAAGUUUGUGAUUUGCCGUUGAAGUUAUGCAUGUGUAAUGAUAGUGUUCCUUUUGAGUUAUAUUUUUUGUUUUGUGUGGAAAAGACAACGGAAUAGAUGAAUUUAAAUACGCAAGUUCGAUAUUUAAACAUUA